Messenger RNA from Daucus carota subsp. sativus, 1095 nucleotides. RefSeq names its product ATP-dependent DNA helicase PIF1-like. Gene Ontology annotation, biological process: telomere maintenance; DNA repair; DNA replication. The transcript has a single exon. Gene Ontology annotation, molecular function: DNA helicase activity. The record is from RefSeq and is a predicted model, not a curated record. Lineage: Eukaryota; Viridiplantae; Streptophyta; Magnoliopsida; Apiales; Apiaceae. Gene Ontology annotation, cellular component: replication fork. Bases 1 to 1095 code for a protein of 364 amino acids.
AUGAAAUCUGUUGAUCCGGAGCGUGCUAAGCUGCCAUUUGGUGGUAUUACUGUGUUAUUGGGUGGAGAUUUUCGGCAGAUUCUACCUGUUAUUACUGAAGGCGAGAGGGCUGAAAUUGUCUCUGCAUGUAUAACCAGAUCACGUUUGUGGUCUAUAUGUAAAAUCUUUCUUCUCACAAGAAAUAUGCGCAUUAAGGAAGGAAGGUCUGCAGAGGAGGUUCAGGAACUCAUCAAAUUUGCCAAAUGGGUGUUGGAUGCUGGGGACGGAAAUCUUCUCCCCCCCCCCCCCCCCACAGAUGGAAAUGUUUAUGCCGAGGAUGAAAUUUUGAUCCCAACUGAAUUCUGUGAUUUCAGCUCUGCUAAUUCCAUUGAUAAAAUGGUUGAAAGCACCUUUCCAAAUUUCAUCGCCAAUUGUCGUGAUCCUUCUUACUUGAGUGAAAGAGCAAUCUUGACUCCUACGAAUCAGACUGUAUCUCAUCUCAAUAUUGUGAUUGUCGACAAGCUCCCGGGGGAAUCAGUUUCCUACUAUAGUGUGGAUAGUGCUGAAGAAUUUGGCGGCUCUGACGAUGAUCUCAAAUCUGCUUUCCCAUUAGAAUACCUCAACUCUCUCUUUGUUCCAGGUAUGCCACCUCAUGAACUUAAGCUUAAAGUUGGAGUAGUUGUCAUGUUAAUGAGGAACUUAAAUCAAACUCUUGGCUUAUGUAACGGAACACGAAUGAUUGUAACAAAAACUCUGAAAUUUUGUGUGGAGUGCGAAGUGAUUUCUGGUGCUUUUAUUGGUACUCGGCAUUUUAUUCCUCGGAUGGAGUUAUGUCCAAGUGAUAGUAGAUUGCCUUACAAACUGGUUCGGAAGCAGAUGCCGCUGCAAAUAUGUUACGCAAUGACUAUAAACAAGGCCCAAGGUCAAUCUUUGCAGAAUGUGGGCCUUUACCUUCCAAAAUCUGUUUUCACUCAUGGUCAGUUCUACGUGGCCAUUAGCAGAGUUACCUCACCUCAAGGCUUAAGAAUAUUUGUUGACAGUGAAGGCGGUGAGCCAACCAACAUUACUAAGAAUGUAGUGUAUAAGGAGAUUUUCUAUGCAUUACCCUACAAAUAG